Molecule: messenger RNA, 1495 nt
Organism: Kogia breviceps (pygmy sperm whale)
Lineage: Eukaryota; Metazoa; Chordata; Mammalia; Artiodactyla; Physeteridae
Gene: UBTFL1
Product: upstream binding transcription factor like 1
Source: RefSeq, a predicted model, not a curated record
AGUCAUUUGGAGUUGGCUGGACUGUGGAAAACUCUGAAAGUUACAGCUGCUGACCCACCCAGAGAACAUAGAACCCUUGAUCUGAUUGGUUGGAUUUUCCUACCAGCAUUGAUGAGACCCAUUCUACAAUCUUCUGAAUCUCACAAACUACUGGAUUCCAGAAGUAACUCACCUUCUGAAUCUUGAGAGUGAAGAAGUUGGAGAUUUUGAUGAGUUGUCUGAACUGCUGGGAUCAUAUAAGUGUCCCAAAGACCUAGAAAUGGUGUUGCCUAAAGGUCAAGAUGACUGGUCCAAAGAAGACAUUGUGAAGUUAUUGGAAUGUAUGGAGAAUAACAUUCCAUCCAAUGACAGGCACACGUUCAAAACAACCCAGUCACUGAUGAACUGGGAAAAAGUAGCUUUUAAAGAUUUUUCUGGGGAAAUGUGCAAACUCAAAUGGUUAGAGCUUUCUAAUAACUUGAGAAAAUUUCGCACUUUGAAAGAAUUAGUCCUGGAAGCAAAGGAAAAUGUUAACAAUCCUUACAAAUGCAGAAAACACAAGAAGCAUCCUGAUUUACCCAAGAAGCCCUUGACAGCUUACCUCCGCUUUUUCAAAGAGAUGAGACCCCAGUACAGCCAAAAACAUCCUAAGAUGAGCAACCAGGAGCUGACCAAGGUUCUGUCUGAGGAAUACAAGAAGCUUCCAGAGCAGCUGAAGCUGAAAUAUAGUCAAGAUUUCCAGAAGGAGAAACAGGAUUUUGAGGAGAAAAUUGCACUAUUCAGAGAACAGCACCCUGAUCUAGUCCAGAACUCCACGAAAUCUGAUGUCCCCAAAGGAAGCCAAAUCAAAGCACCGAAGAAGUUUCAGGGAAAUGUGCAAAAAGUGAAGUCUCCUCCAGAAAACAAUUUAUCAAUGAAGAGAAAAUUCCAUGGAGAGCCCAAGAAGCCACCUAUGAAUGGCUAUCACAAGUUCCACCAGGAUUUGUGGUCGAGUAGGGAGCUUCAAGUGGUGCCCCUGAGGGAGCGCAUGGUGGAGAUUAGUAGACGCUGGCAGCGUGUCCCAUAGAACCAGAAGGAACAUUAUAAGAAGCAGGCUGAGGAGCUGCAGAAACAGUACAACGUUGACCUUGAUCUCUGGCUCAAGAGUUUGUCUCCUGAAGAAUAUGCUGCUUACAGAGAGGCAACCUAUACUAAGCGUAAGAACAUGAGCAUGACAAGGGGCCCAAACCCCAAGGUUAGAAGGAUGGAUCUGCAGUUCCCAUCAUCAGGGAAUCUUCAAGGAGGGCCUGAACUGGAGAAGGGGCUUCAGCCUCCAGAGAUAGAAUCAUCAAACACUAUUGGAGAACAUUCUCCUGCCUCAGGGAGAUCAGAAGAAAACAGGAAAGGUGAGGAAGAGGAGGAAGGCAGCAACUCCUCAGACCACAGCAGUGGGGAUGAAGAUGAAAAUUGUGAGUCUGAGGACAGUGGCUCCAGCUCAUCUACCUCAGGGGACUCCUCUGACUCAGAUUCCAAUUGA